This is a messenger RNA of Gossypium raimondii (Peruvian cotton), 891 nucleotides long. Its product is annotated as high mobility group B protein 2. The record is from RefSeq and is a predicted model, not a curated record. NCBI's taxonomy places the organism in Eukaryota, Viridiplantae, Streptophyta, Magnoliopsida, Malvales, Malvaceae. The transcript is spliced from 8 exons. The coding region runs from base 142 to 588 and encodes 148 amino acids.
AGAUUUUUUUUUGGAUUGACAGCGCAAUUGAAUUUUAAUUUGCCACUUAAUCUCUCUCUGUCCUUUCCUUUUCUGUUCACUUUCUUCCCCCCUCCCCCUUUCACAUCAACCCUAACCCUACCUCACCAAUCAGGAUACAACAUGAAGGGAGGUAAAUCCAAGUCAGAUACUAAGAGCUCCAGGCUCGCCGUGAACAAGAAAUCUAGCGCCAAAGCUGGAAAGAAAUCGGGGAAGGCGGCUAAGGAUCCAAACAAGCCAAAGAGGCCUGCUAGUGCCUUCUUCGUUUUCAUGGAGGAGUUCCGUGAGCAAUACAAGAAGGAACACCCAAAAAACAAAUCUGUCGCUGCUGUGGGCAAAGCUGGUGGAGAUAAAUGGAAGAGCUUGUCUGAUGCUGAAAAAGCACCUUAUAUAGCAAAGGCAGAGAAGCGAAAGGUCGAGUAUGAAAAGAACAUGAAAGCCUACACUAAGAGACAGGCUGAGGCUCCCAAAGAAGAAGAGUCGGAGUCUGAGAAGUCAGUGUCUGAGGUGAAUGAUGAGGAGGAUGAGGACGAUGAAGAAGGCAGCGGAGAGGAAGAAGAUGAUGACUAAGAAGCAAGGAAGACUUGUGGGAGGAGAGAUAGCAUAACGAAUAUAGGCUGGUGCUUAAUUGCUUAUAUGUUAAUGCUUUUGAUGUUCCCAUGUUAUUCUCUCUAGAUGGGCAUAUGCAUGUCAUCUAAAGGGAAAAAAAAAAUGUACCUCUUAAUCCUCUUAGUUUCUUUCGACCUUUAAGAAAUUAAUAGCUGUAGAUGGUGGGAGAUUUGGUGCUAUAUUAUAUUGUACUCUUGAUUUUAACGUUGAAGAAUGGCUUGUAAAAAUAUCCUUUUUAGAUGAUGAUGUUGAUGCGUUCAUAUA